GAGCGAUCGACGCCAGGUUGAGACAGUGUGCGAAUUCCCGUCGACGCCGUCGAAACGAAGGCUCGCGAUCGGCCAUGCUGACCGCUGCGUGCUUCUUCGCCAACUGCGACCACCCUGCUGUCUUUGGCUCGUCCAAAUGUGUGCUGCACAAGCACCGGACCAAAUGCGUCGUCGACCAGUGCGCGAACCAAGUGUACGCCCGCAAUCUGUGCGUCCGACACGGCGGCAAGAAGAAGUGCACGUACGAAGACUGCCAGCUCAACGCACGGAUCGGUGAGUUCUGCUCCAAGCACGGCGGGAAGUCGUCGAAAGCCAUCUGCACCCAUGAAGGAUGCACGAAACAAGCCCACAAACGAAAAAAGUGCGUUCGCCACGGCGGUGGCCGCAAAUGCAAUGUCGACGGAUGCGACGUCCACGCGCGUCGAGGUGGGUACUGUGCCCGCCAUGGCCGUCAAGCCAAGAACGGCAACCUCGUGUCGUCACCAACGUCGACUGAAUCGUCCAAACCUCCCCAAGCCCCUGCAGUUCCUAUACAGUGCCCUCCACGAUUGACUCGGCUCGCCCUCGAUCCGUUGCCACGGCUGGGAAUCACCCCAAGACACGCAUUCCCUCCCUACAACACAGCGUACAGGUCUUCCCCGUCCGCAGCAACAACGUUGCUUCCGUUCAUGCAUCCUCCCCAACACCGACAUUACGAAAUGAUCGAGACUGCUCUGCGCCGUGACCACGAGCCGUUUGCGCCGCCGUAUGCGUUGCCACCGCCGCCUGCGCCAUCCAGCGCGUCCGUGCGGCUCCCCGCGCUCGGUUUUAUUCAAAGAGGGCCGCCUCCGACGAUGGCUCCGGUGGCCUACGGUCCCCUGUCGUCGUAUGCCCCCAACGAUCACGUUUUCGAGGUCAGCAUUCGUCAAUAAACGACUCGCGGCCUGCCCUGGUCUACGAAGUGAAUACACCGAUACGUUGUGGCCGACGUUGGGUCGCUGCCAUCGCUGUUCUGGCUCGAAUCGUCAUGCGCUGGACGUGGCUUCGUGCGCAGCAAGGGUCUGUGCGAUCGUUAAAAGAGUAUAGCUCCUUCGUGAUCACUGUGACUGGGAGCGAUAUAUGUUGAUGACCAAGGCCUCCAUUCGGUCCACGACUUGUUUGCAUUUCGACCCGACUACACUCUCCUCUGCGGAUGACGAUGGUUGAAUCGAAUUCACUGCUUGGUAUCAUGACGCCGACUGUGUCGACUUCAGAGCAAGAGCUCGAGCGCUUUCCUGCACCUUGCCAUCGCAUGUACGGUCCUUGUGGUUCAUAUUGCCCACGUGCCACCAACGCGUUUAUGAGAUCGAUGCAUGUAAUGACCGCCAACGUGGCAGACUCGAUUGCCUUCACACGUAGCGCG
This is a messenger RNA of Aphanomyces invadans, 1381 nucleotides long. RefSeq lists its product as hypothetical. The record is from RefSeq and is a predicted model, not a curated record. Lineage: Eukaryota; Oomycota; Saprolegniomycetes; Saprolegniales; Verrucalvaceae. The coding region runs from base 75 to 911 and encodes 278 amino acids. The transcript has a single exon.